AUGUCUUGCUCAUUAUUCGUUGCAGAAGUUCGAGGGUCCCGAAAAUGUUCAGUUUGCAGAUGUGACAUAUCGGCUCAUGAUCCGACGGCAAUAUUCGUGCAACCUCAUCGAAUCUUCUCCACCGCACCUCCAUUUGUGAACACCUCGCUGAGCGCCAGUGCGAGCUUUUCGAGAAUGCCGACGGUUCAUCGAGCCGACACGAGCUUCAAUAGCAUUAGUUCAAUUCCAAAGCAGCCUACAAACUCGUCGUUGUCUCCUUCGGAAAACUCGGCAUUCACAGUUUAUGCCCGACCUCAAAUAUCAUCUCUAUCAGACCAUAGAAGCAAUGGAGAUCAUGUAGUUUUGCGACCUGAACCUCGUCUUGCGGUUCCCCUUAUUCUACCGCGGCAAGAAGGUUCGGAUUCGAAUAUUUCGAAGAAGAUUCGCACAAAGAGACGCGAGCGUCCGCGAAGUGUCGGCUUACUCGAUUUGGGGCCUUCGAUAUUUGCGAGCAGCGAGGAAGAGGGCGAGCGACGAGUUCCCGAGCAGCGCUCGCACGAUUUUCAAAAAAUCCUCAAACGAUUUCAGUCUGCCGAUAAAAAGAACUCUCCACGAAUGACCCCACCGCACGGGACCACCUCAUCGUGGUCGACGCCGCACAAAAUCGGAGGAUCUCAAGAUUCUUGGAAUCAUGCGCUGCCGCCGCAUCACCCACACCGCGGCAGUUUGAACUCUAAUUUAAUGGACAGUCCGGCGAACUCAAGAAAUACAUCAGCAAGAUCAAGACUCAGUGUUUCUUCCGCACAAAGUCCUCACUGUUACCUUCCAACAAGAGAAUCUUCACCGCGCAGUAUCCCAAUCCCUUCAAUGGUCCCUAUGCGUCCAGACAGCUCUCCCGAUAUAACAAUAAAUGAGCUUCACCAUUCGCCAUUAAGUCAUACCGGUUCUACCCCAGAGCCAACAAAAACAAAAGCGCAACCGAUCCGCCGAUCGUCUUAUACUGCUGGCUUUCAUCAGCCACAUACCGACAUAUACGGAACACGUUGGGUAAAGGAAACAGAUGUAGAUGAUCCGCUCUCAAUUCCUAUGAUGAGUCCAGUCGGAUCGUCAGGAUCAUCAUGUGAUGCGCAUUUAGUCGCAUUACGAAGUGCACCACUAUCAAAAGUGCCAAGCAUGGAGAAAAUAGAUGGAUCGAGAAAUAAUUCCCGCCUGUAUAAUAACCGAAAUUGUCGUCGUUCCGUGUUUUCUGGAACUCCAAAUCAAGGAGCAAAUGGUGUAUACGUACGUCGAAGUAGAUCAAAAGAUGAUCGGCCAUCGUUGAGCUACUUGUCCAACUAUAUGGAUAGCCAACGUGAGUGUAUCUCGCCUCCAAGAACCACCUCGAUUCCCGCAUUUAUGUCACAAGAAAGCAUUGCUCAGACGAGCAGCAUCAUCCAUUCUCCAAUAAACAGUCCGAUUCAGUCGAUUCAUAAUAUUGUUCAAACUGGCAAAAGUCAGCAGAAUAUCGCCAGUGAUGAAAUGUAUAAGCAUUAUCAACAGAUGGCUCUUUCACACGUUCACACGCUUAACGUCGUCGCUGACAAAUUGUCGGAAGAGAGCCGACGCGGCGAGGAGCCUGUGAGCCGCAAUCGAUUGGCUCAACUCGACUUCACUUCGUUUGUUGUCACUUCUCCUCAUCCGAUUCUUACCAAGGGCAAGAGCCUUUUCUACAACGCAGUUUUGCCGAGACAAGGUCUUCCAGAUUAUCUUGUCACUCUUAUGAUAGCACCAUGCUCCCAAUAUGCUCCAUUAAUGCGAAAAACCGAAUCAAAUCAUUUCGGUUUGCCAGGAUUUUUGGAAAUUGAGGAUCAUGAAGGAUCAAUCAAACAGUUUUUAUACGAUACCGGAACUCAAAACCUUGAUGGUCGUAAUGUGAAAGUGAUUGCGAUGCCUCGAUUGAAUCUUUGCUCUUUCCAUUCUCUUGCCGCUCAUCAACUUAAUCAGAGACUUGAUCGUACUCAUCAUGAAGAGCUCGUCUCGUUCAUUUUGCUCCAGCUUCUUCAAGCGCUCAAAAUGCUUCAGGGUGAAGGUGUCGAAUCAUUGAGCACAAAUUUCAAAGAGUUUCUGUUAGCAUAUCGCUAUCAAAAUAUUAGUAGCACUUUCGAAUUUCCUCGUCUUUUAUUUUUGCCGGAAACUCUUGGAGCAGAAAUUGAAAUCGGCGGAGAUGAGCUUGUGGGUCUCUGCCGAUAUGCUCUUCGAGCCCUUUGCACAUUAUUACAUCACAAAAUGGAUGGAAAAGCUCCUGUCAUCAAAUUAAGGUCACGUUUCUCUCGUGCGUUAUCCGCUUGUGCGAUUCUGCUACAGGAAGACAAAUCCAAUAGUUUGACAAAAGCAAAGAACGUCCUCGAACUCGCUUUAUGGUCAUCCGGUGAGCAUUUCAAAAACGAGCAAGAUGCUCGUGUUUGGAUUGACACUGCUCGUGCUGAAUGUGUCGAUACAAUGCUUCGGCAACUGAUCAGUGAACCUGGUCGCAGUUUAGGAGCUCGAGAGCGAUUCCGUGUCGAAUUCCUUCUCGCUGCCACACCGCGCUCAAUAAUGGAGUCGCAACGAGCGACACUCGCUGCAAACGUUGACUAA
This is a messenger RNA of Caenorhabditis bovis, 2595 nucleotides long. The record is from the annotation of a GenBank genome assembly. NCBI's taxonomy places the organism in Eukaryota, Metazoa, Nematoda, Chromadorea, Rhabditida, Rhabditidae.